CCACCGCCCUCUGGAAGAUGGCGGACGGUGGGGCCGGUCCCGCGCAGCAGGAUGGGGAGGUGUCCCCGGCGGCUGGCGGCGGUCGGAGAGAUCGGCAGCCCCGCAGCGGCGGCCGCCCGCCCAGCGCCCGGGAUUUGCAGUUGGCCUUGGCAGAGUUGUAUGAAGAUGAAGCUAAAAGGCAGUCAUUGUGUCCUGACAAACCAACAGCUACAAAGACCAGUAACACAAAAGUAUCACAGAGUCUUAAAAUUGAUUCUCUUAGAAGGUUGAGAAAACCAGAGAGAAGCAUGAGCGAUGACAAAGAAAACCAAAGAUUUUAUUCAGGUGACUUGGAAUAUAGAGGAUUACAGAUUUCUGGAGCUUCUAAUAGUCCGAGUAAAAUUGUUGCUGAACUCUUCAAGGAAGCAAAAGAACAUGGGGCUGUCCCAUUAGAUGAAGCCUCAAGAGUAUCUGGUGACUUCAGUAAAGCGAAGUCAUUUUCUGGUGGUGGCUAUAGAUUGGGUGACUCAUCACAGAAGCGCUCAGAGUACAUCUAUGGAGAAAAUCAGGAUGUUCAAAUUUUGCUGAAGCUAUGGAGGAAUGGCUUUAGUUUAGAUGAUGGCGAGUUGAGAUCCUAUUCAGACCCAAUAAAUGCUCAAUUUCUUGAAUCUAUUAAAAGAGGGGAAAUUCCUGUGGAACUGCAACGACUUGUCCAUGGUGGCCAGGUUAAUUUGGAUAUGGAAGACCACCAAGAACAGGAGUAUGUGAAGCCUAGACUGCGCUUCAAAGCUUUCAGUGGCGAAGGGCAAAAACUCGGAAGCCUUACACCUGAAAUAGUCAGCACACCUUCUUCACCAGAAGAGGAGGAGAAAUCAAUUCUUAAUGCACCUAUUCUGAUUGAUGAUUCCAUGCCAGCAACUAAAAUUCAAAUUAGGUUAGCAGAUGGAAGCCGAUUGAUACAAAGAUUCAAUCAAACACACAGGAUUAAGGAUAUUCGAGAUUUCAUUAUCCAGUCCCGUCCAGCAUUUGCGACAACCGAUUUUGUUCUUGUGACUACCUUUCCAAAUAAAGAGCUAACAGAUGAAAGCCUGACACUGCAAGAAGCAGAUAUACUUAACACUGUGAUUCUUCAGCAAUUAAAUUCUCUGAGUACAGACCUGUAUGGAUACGCAGUUAAAACUGGAUACAGAAGAAAAACUUAGUUGAGGAUGACAACCUUUCCCUCACGCAAGCUGAUCCUUGUUAAAAGAAAUCGAGACAUUUUCAGAGGAGAAGACUUCGGCUCUGAAUGCAGAAUAGUGCUUCCACUUUUUGUUCAUGAAGGGGUGCUUCGAUAUACGUGCAUUUCAGCCCAAGGACUCCAGCCUUGUAGAGUUCCCGUGAGGACGUCUCUCCUUACUCAGGUCCACACUUCACUAUGGCAAGAAUUUAUUUUAUUAGUAAUACUUCUUGCUUGGUUUAUUAGCAAAUAAAGUUUGAUUAGUCAUGGUGUUCUCCAGGCUGCAGAGAGUUCUCCAAUGUUUUGAUGUUUACACUUUUUUAUCUAUUGUUUUUCUUGUACUGGUUUUCUUGUUUUGAAUGCCAUGAGUACACUUUUGACUCUUUCAACUACAAAAUUAUAUUCCGGUGUAUUUUUAUUAAUGCAGUGCUACUUUUCCAUAGCAGUCUCUAAGUCCUGUAGUCUCAAAGAAAUUGAAAGCAAAAGAGGGAGCAUAAGUGCACACAAGCAGAUGGUUGUGCUAAAAUGGUUUUCACUAAAUUAUUUGCUCCUGCUCUUAUAGUCUAGUAAUUCUUUUGGUUUUCUAAGGAGUCUUCCCGACCACUGUUUUUCCUGGAAACAGACACAGUUCUUACACUGAGUUGGAACUGCUUGGCAACUUUGCUCACCACUCAAAGUAUUGGAAGCCAGGAUUUGGUCUAUGUGAAAGGAGUGAAUGCUUCAUCUGGAGAGAUCAGAUAAUUAGAUCUCUAAAGGAUCUGCCCAGAGUAAAAAAAACAAACCUGAAUCCUACCUGAAAUCCCAACACUAGAAAAAUUCAGAUAUACCACUGAAUUGUGUGUUUAAGGUAUACCUUUUCAUCCAUAAAAAUGGAAAGUGGCUGUUCUAACUCGAUUUUAGUUGUUUUGAAGGUGCUUUUCUCCCUGUUCUUUGUGAAAAUGGUAAAGAUAAACUUUUUGCAAUUAGCUUGCAGGAAGAGAGCUAACCCUGGCUGGCCUUACUGUGCCACAAGCUGGUUUUAAGAUAGAGGCUAACAGUCCACCUUAGUAGAAUCAAAAAUAAGUCAAAGGCUUGGAAACAUUGUAGGUUUUAGCUGGACUUAACACAUAGGUCUGGCAUCCGACAUAACCCUUAAUGGGAGACUAAGCCCUGUUGUUAGGGAUGUGCCUAAAGGAGAUGCCCUGAACAUUUCUGUCUUGCUCAGUGUACCCUACUCACUCCUGUCACACAGUCAAGGGAUGUGAUGAUUUAAGACGAUGAUUUUAGCAGAGUCAUUUUUACUCAUGGACAAAAGGGUUUAAUUUGAAAGUGUUUGGGAUUUUUUGGUACAUAGUGCAAUUUGACUUCCAAGUUUCUGACUGGGUCUCCAUAAUCCUCCACUUCAGUAAAACAAUUACUUAAAUGCAUGGAGCUAAGUAAACAGAGGUGAGAGACAAAUCAUGUAUCAGUCUGACAAACCUUGGCAAUUUGACUAUCUACCAGUUGUCUCUGCUGGUUGUUCCUGUUCAGUACAAUAGGGCCUGCAGCAUGUCAGUUCUUACAGGCAACUGUAGUAGAUUUGAAGUCUUUUUCUUUCCCUGAAUGCUUUCCUUCAUUCAGUUUCUUCAGAAGACCGCAAGAUACAAUAAACUAAGAUUUAACCUGAGUACAUUAAGCAAGUUUGGAUUGUCUUAUGUCAUCUUAUGUCACCAUGUCAUUUAUAAAUAUUGCAAUGCCCUGCUUGUAUUUAGUUGGUUUGAAUACAUGUGGCCCAGACAAAACAAAUUAUGCAAUCAAAAUUUUGCUGUCUUUCCUGCAUCCCUUCUGGUAAGUUUACAGUGCUGGCAGAUAAUUUCAGCCCAAGGACUCCAGCCUUGUAGAGUUCUCGUGAGGACAGCUCUCCUUACUCUCCUUACUCCACACUUCACUAUGGCAAGAAUUUAUUUUAUUAGUACUACUUUUU
This is a messenger RNA of Colius striatus (speckled mousebird), 3140 nucleotides long. RefSeq names its product UBX domain protein 2B (gene UBXN2B). Gene Ontology annotation, cellular component: nucleus; cytosol. Gene Ontology annotation, biological process: nuclear membrane reassembly; membrane fusion; proteasome-mediated ubiquitin-dependent protein catabolic process. Lineage: Eukaryota; Metazoa; Chordata; Aves; Coliiformes; Coliidae. Gene Ontology annotation, molecular function: ubiquitin binding. The transcript is spliced from 11 exons. The coding region runs from base 18 to 1181 and encodes 387 amino acids. The record is from RefSeq and is a predicted model, not a curated record.